This is a messenger RNA of Colletotrichum higginsianum IMI 349063, 936 nucleotides long. RefSeq lists its product as uncharacterized. The record is from RefSeq and is a predicted model, not a curated record. Lineage: Eukaryota; Fungi; Ascomycota; Sordariomycetes; Glomerellales; Glomerellaceae. The coding region runs from base 1 to 936 and encodes 311 amino acids. The transcript has a single exon.
AUGUCCUCCUCAAUAGAGCCGCUCACCGAGGCUCAAAAGGAACACUUCAGACAGAAUGGCUGGCUGAAGCUAAGCAACUGCUUCACCAAAGACCAAGCGGACUGGGUCGCCAAAGACGUCUGGACCCGACUCGGCAUGGACCCCAACGAUAAAUCGACCUGGAGGCACCGCACCAACAUGCCCCACCACCGCACCUUUGACGUCUCCGAGUACGCCCCGAAAGCCUGGGCGGCCAUCUGCGAGGUCUGUGGCGGCGAGGACCGCGUGGCGCCCGAGUCGAGGGAGUGGCGGGACUCGCUCAUCGUCAACCUCGGAAGCGACGAGUUCGAGGGCCGCGAGUCCGACCCCAAGGGCCUGGACAACUGGCACGUGGACGGAGACUUCUUCGUCCACUACCUCGACUCCCCGGAACAAGGGCUCCUGGUGAUCCCGCUCUUCACCGACAUCGUCCCGGGCGGCGGCGGGACCUUCAUCUGUCCUGAGGCGAUGCGUAAGGUCGCGAGGCACCUGCACGACCACCCGGACGGCGUCUCGCCGCGGAUGGUCCCGAGAGACGACCCGGACUUUGCGAAGGAGAAGGACCUCAAUUGGUUUAACCUGCUCGCCGGUGGCUGUAGCGAGUUCGUCGAGGCCUGCGGCGAUGUCGGCGACGUCUACCUGCUUCACCCCCUGAUGCUACAUAGCGCCUCGUGGAACCCCCUGCGGCGGCUACGAAUCAUCACAAACCCCCCCGUCUUCCUGAGGCAGCCCAGGGUUUUCGACCGGCCGGACGGGGCUUACAGCCUGGUGGAGCAGGCAACCUUGAGGGCCCUGGGCGCCGAGUCGCUGCCCGGGUGGGAGAUCACGGCGGCUCGGGAGCAGGUCAUCCCCGAGAGGCUCAAGGUCCAGGAGCAGAUGAAGCAAGAGGAGAUGCGGCGGCUUGCAGCCAGUAGAUGA